Limulus polyphemus (Atlantic horseshoe crab) is the source of this 6547-nucleotide messenger RNA. Its product is annotated as laminin subunit beta-1-like. Bases 1 to 5241 code for a protein of 1746 amino acids. Lineage: Eukaryota; Metazoa; Arthropoda; Merostomata; Xiphosura; Limulidae. The transcript has 31 exons. The record is from RefSeq and is a predicted model, not a curated record.
AUGACUCCCCCCUAUCAUCACUGUACGUAUUCUCAAACAUCUCUGCCAGUCUGUGAAGAAACAAGUUGCUAUCCAGCCGUAGGAAAUUUGCUGGUUGGUCGAGAAAAACAUCUUUACGCUUCUUCAACCUGUGGACAACAGAAAAAGGAACAUUUCUGUAUUGUUAGUCAUUUAAAAGAAAAGAAGAAAUGUUUUAGUUGUGACUCUAGAAAUCCUGGAGAAUCUCAUGAAAUUGAAAAUGUUGUUUCUAGGAUUGGAGGUAAUAACUCGAAAUGGUGGCAAGCAGAAAAUGGCAAGGAAAAUGUUACGAUACAGCUGGAUUUGGAAAUGGAGUUUCAUGUCACACAUCUCAUCAUCAUUUUUAAAACAUUUCGACCUGCUGCCAUGCUUAUUGAAAAGUCUCAUGACUUUGGAACAACAUGGAGAGUGUACCACUAUUUUGCCAACAACUGCACAAAGUCAUUUCCAGGAAUACCAACUGGGUCUAGACAGAGGGUGACUGAUGUAGUCUGUGACUCCCUCUACUCUGGGGUUGAUCCAUCCACAGGGGGAGAGGUUAUAUUUAAAGUUAUACCUCCUAAUAUUCAAGUGGAUGACCCAUAUAGUCUUGAAGUUCAGAAUUGUUUGAAAGUGACCAACCUGCGAAUCAACUUCACGAAGCUCUAUUCACUUGGUGAUAAUCUUUUGGAUUCAGUAAAACCAAAUAAAAUGAACUAUUAUUAUGCUAUUUAUGAAAUAGUGGUGAGAGGGAGAUGUUCUUGUCAUGGACAUGCUAGUCAUUGUGUAGCAAAACUUGGCCAACCUACAGGGCCCGAUAUUGUUUAUGGAAAAUGUAUGUGCACUCACCACACAAAAGGAUUUAACUGUGAACAUUGUGAAGACCUGUACAAUGAUAUACCUUGGAAACCUGCAAUAGGAAACCAGACUAAUGCUUGUAAAAAAUGUAAUUGCAAUGAACAUGCUACAAGAUGUCACUUUGACCAGGCACUAUGGGAUUCAACUAAUAAAGUGAGUGGAGGGAUAUGUGAUGGUUGUCAGCAUAACACGAUGGGUCAAAAUUGUGAACAAUGCAAACCUUUUUUCUACCAUGAUCCUACACUUGAUGUAACUCAUGUAAAUGUUUGUCAACCAUGUGACUGUGAUCCUCAUGGCUCCUUGGAUAAGGGUAACUGUGAACCUGUAAGUGAUCCUGCAGCUGGGAUUGUUGCAGGAUUUUGUCACUGUAAAAACAAUGUUGAAGGAAAAUGCUGUGAUCAUUGCAAAACUGGAUUUUGGAAUUUCCAGCCUGAUAAUCCUGAUGGCUGUGAAUCAUGCAGGUGCAAUAUAUCUGGGAUUAUUGGAAACCCUGAAUGUAAUGAGUUUACAGGAGAGUGUACCUGUAAGAAGAAUGUUGUUGGAAGAGAUUGUAGUCAGUGUUUGCCUGAGUUCUGGGGGUUUAGUUCUGAUGAAUUAGGCUGUAAACCAUGUGACUGUGACUCAGGUGGAGCAUAUGAUUAUAAAUGUGAUGUAAUAAAUGGUCAGUGCCAUUGUCGACCUCAUGUAAAUGGACGUCGCUGUGACCGCCCAUUGUCACGUUACUUUGUUGGAAAUCUAGACUAUGUAAUAUAUGAAGCUGAACUUGCAAGAGGUUGCCAAAACUGUCAAAUGAAUAUCAGAGAACCAGAAUCAGAUAAAGAACCAACAUGGACUGGACUUGGUUUUAUGACGGUUUAUGAAGGUUCCAGCCUCAGGUUUAACAUUACUUAUAUUCCUCAAACACUGGAGUAUGGUAUUGUGAUUCGUUACGAGCAACAGCUUCCUUUAGACUGGGAGAAGGCAGUAGUUUACAUUGAGAAAACAAGUCAUAUUGAUCAUGUGGGACCAUGUGCUAAAACACAAUUAUUGGAUGAGAAGAUAUUCUCAUUAUCUUCAAGUGAAAUAUACACUUUGAUAUAUCCACCAGUUUGUCUGGAAAAAGGAGAAAAUUACCAGGUUCAUCUUGAGCUAACUUACUACAAUAUGCAAAAAGACCGACCUCAAGCAUUUGUUUUUAUUGACUCGAUUGUUCUGCUACCAAUGAUUGACAGAAUUCCAUUUUUUCAAGAAAAUGCUCUUGGAAAACAGAAUUAUGAAGAAUUUAAAAGUUUUCAGUGUGAUGAGGUUUUUUUAGCUGUUUCACAAAAGGAGCCAGAUGAGGCAUGCAAAAAGUUCCUUUACAGCAUUGGCUUCUUUGUGUUUGGUGGAAGUAUAAAGUGUGACUGCAAUGUCAGUGGGUCGAUGAGUGAAGAAUGUGAUCCUUUAGGAGGUCAGUGUCAGUGCAAGCCUAAUACUGUUGGACGGCAAUGUGAUCGAUGUGUUCCUGGUACAUACGAGUUUGGCGAAAAAGGAUGUAAAUCUUGUGACUGUCACACUGCUGGUUCUUUGGACAAUAUUUGUGACAUAGAGACAGGACAGUGCCAUUGCUAUGGUAAUAUCUCUGGUCAGCAGUGUAACAAAUGCCUAUCUGGAUUUUGGAACUACCCAAACUGUGAAGUUUGUGAGUGUAAUGGUCAUGCAGAUUCCUGUAACUCUAAGACUGGAUCAUGUUUGAACUGUGACAAUUUCACCACAGGUUCAAGAUGUGAUAGGUGUGUUACAGGUUACUUUGGUGACCCUUUAAUUGGAAUAAACAUUGCAUGCCAACCUUGUCUUUGUCCUGGAACAAUAGAUAGUGGAUUUAGUCAUGCUCAAGACUGUGAGUUGGAUAGGCAAAGUCAGAAACCUAACUGCCAUUGUGAGGAAGGCUACAAAGGUGAAAAGUGUGAAAACUGUGCUGACAACUUUUAUGGAAAUUUAACGGUGGCUGGUGAAAAAUGUCAGAGAUGUGGAUGUAAUGAUAACAUAAACACUACUGUUCCAGGAAGUUGUGAUCAGUUAACAGGAGAAUGUCUUCUUUGCAUUUUCAAUACAGAAGGUCAAAAUUGUGAGUACUGCAAAAAAGGAUUUUAUGGAAAUGCUACCCAGCAUAACUGUCAAGUUUGCAUGUGUAAUUCUUUGGGAACUGACCCUAGUGCUGAACAUUGCAACUCAACAACUGGCCAGUGUGUGUGCUUGCCCAAUGUUGUUGGUCAAACUUGUGAUAAGUGUGAUGUUAAUCAUUGGAAUUUUGGCAGUGAUGAAGGGUGUAAACCAUGCAAUUGUGACCCACAGGGGUCAGUAUCAGAUUACUGCAAUGUGUUUGAUGGCCAGUGCCACUGUAAGAAAGGAUAUGGUGGUAGAACAUGUAGUAAUUGUGAAGAACACUACUGGACUAAUGAAGAAAUUGGAUGCAUGCCUUGUGAUUGUGAUUUUGAGGGAUCUGCUACCUUGGAGUGUAGAAGAAAUGAUGGAACAUGCUUCUGUAAGAAGGGGGUUGUUGGAAAGCGGUGUAACCAAUGUGCACGAGGAUAUAUAGGAGUAGUGCCAAACUGUAAAAACUGUGGAGAGUGUUUUGAACAAUGGGAUUAUAUGAUACAAGAUUUAAAAAAUCACACAUUAAUGUUGAUAGAAGAAUUCAAGGAAGUAAAUGACACUGUCACAACAGUUGUUAACACAAGGGAGUUUGAAGAUGUGGCAGAAAAACUGCAAGAAGUGCAGCAACUUUUGGAUGGAGAAAAUGUAACGGACCUAGAUACAAGGGAAAUGGAAACUUUUGUAGAGUUAAAAUACAACUUUACCAUUCAGUUAGAAGAUGUCGAGCUUGAGGCAAACAUCACUACACAAAGAAUCUCAGAUACUAAACUUGCUUUAAUGGAUGUGAGAGAGCAAGGCAGUAUACUAGAACAAGAUGUAAAAUACAUGAAGAGCUAUUUUACAAGGCUGCAUCAAGCGGAUGUUGAAGGAACUUUCAAUGUUGUUUUGAGAGCUGGAGAAAAAUCUGAGUUAGCAGAAAAUAGAAUAAAUGCUGCUCAAGAUGUCCUUAAUGAAUCUGCUCUAAGGAGAAAUCGGACAGAGUUGUUGAUUGAGAAGAAAAAAGUGGACUUGGACAAAACAUAUGCUGAGAAUAAAUCAGCUUUGAAAAAUAUUUCUAACGAAGCAUACAACAUUUUAGAAGCUGAGAUUUCAUACAUUAAUACACUAGUGUGUGAUGGGAUGGGAACUGUGGAUAACUGUGACUAUUUAUGUGGUGGGAUUGGAUGUGACAAAUGUGGAGGAAAGGGAUGUGACAAAGCAGCCAUUACAUUAGCCACAAAUGCACUUGACUUGGUCAAGGAAGCACAGAACAAUAUAAACUGGAAAGAAACAGCAGUAACAGAUUUAUUAUAUGAGCUAGUGAACUUGAAUGGACUGUCUGUUGAAACAUUGAAAGUAGCCAGAGAGGCCUAUGAACUAGUUAAGAAUGCUAAAUUUCAAUCAGAAAAUUCUCCAGAGAUUGAUGGUCUGCUGAGUCGUAUUGAGAAUUUGUUUGAUAGUGAUGGAGCACAGCUUACAGGAACAAGAGAUGUAUUGGAGAAAGUGAAGCUCUUGUCAUCUGAGUGUCUCAACCUGAAAAUGUCACUUGGCCCAGAGAAAAUUGAGGAACUGGCUGAUGAAAUCAAUGGGAUGGGUAAAAAUUUGAGCAAUAUUGAUAUUACUUUGAUUGCUACAACUAAUGAGUAUAAAGGAUCAGAACUACAGAAAAGAGCACUCAAAACUAAAAAUGACACUGAUGCCAUCUUGGAAGUAGCCAAAACAAAAGUACUUGAUGAAGCCAAUGACAUGCUAGAACAUGUUGCAACAUUUAUCGAUAAAGGCAAGGGCCACAUGUUAACUACAGAGAAUGUUCUUGUAGAGAUGGAGAACCAAACUCCAGAAAUAAAUGCUGUAAGUGUAAACUUGACAAGGAUUGUUGAAAGUUUGGAAGAAAAAAGUGAUGAACUCCACAAAAAUUACUCAACAAAUGAAUAUUUCUUAAACAAAGCUGUAGAAGAAAUGGAAAGUAUACCAGAAUUGGCAGAAACAGCAGAAAAUGAUGCUGAACUUUUAGAGGAAGAAUGCAAUAGAGCAGAAAACCUUUUGAUUCAGAAAGAAUUAGCUCUUAAUGAGAAGAGAAAUCUUAAAGAAAAACUGAAGAAAAAGGCUAUUGAACUAGCUGACUUUGCAACAAGGAAUUAUCAUGAGUUGUUAAGUCUAGAAAGUGAAUUCAAGAGAAACAACCAAGCACUGAAAAAUUACAAAGAUGUGUUUCACAGACUUUUACAAGAAUGCGAAGAUGCUAUUGCAAUGAUAAGAAAAAAAAAUAGCUUGUACAGAAUGUGCACUUAAAAUGUUGCCUGAUCAAAGUCUUUGUAUUAAUCUUGUUUGAAUUUGGUGAACUGAGAAAUAGUUGACUUGUGUAGGACAGCAGAUAUGCUGCAUGUUAGUUCAAAAAGAUGAUUCAGGUAUAUAUAUAUUCUAGUUAUAAUAAUGAUGCAUUUGAAACACAUGUAUAAAACUUUUUUUUCAAUGAUUGCAGAAUAGUUUGGCAAUUAUAUGAUGCAAGACUAAAUAUUAUUCUUAAACACUUGUGCUCUGUGGUUGAUACACAGCAGCAGGUACCACUUGUCUUCAUAGUUGGCAAAACCUUAUAGACAUCAAAUGUUGAUCACAACUGAUAGUCACUUAAGCAUAAAUUGAAGUACAUGCAAAGACUAUGAAUGGGAAUAUCUUGUGAUGAUGAAGUUCAUAAGAUGUACACAGCUUGAACUCUCUUUGGGGGAGGAAUAAAACAUUUACAUAUCUUUGCUAUUAAACAUUAAAAAACGUGAUUUUUGUAUUUAAAAUCUGUAAUUCUGAUAUCUUUAGAGUAACCUGAAUUGUGCUGCCACUUAUUUUUCAUUAAGUUAAAGUAAAAAUUUACAAUCUGUUCAUAUUUUCCUGAUGACUUUGUGCAGCAGUAAAAAAAUAAGGUAAAUUCCAAAGUAUUUUUGGUUCAGCUGUGAUCAUUACUUUAAUCAUGUAGGCAAAAACAGAUUGUUAAAGAUUGAAAUUAGUUAUUAUUUAGUGUUGCUCAAUGUGCAUUUCCUUUUAUUUAGAAACUUAUAAGCACGUAUCAAAUUUUUUCAACAAUGAUUUAAAACUUAAAGGUUAAAUCCUGAUAAAAAAACAACAAAAAAACUUCAAGGUAAGUGUUUUGAAUAAGUGUGGAAAUGAAAUUUAAAUGUGCCUGAUAUUUUGGGUGUAGUGUUCUGUUAGUAUUCAACAAUUUUUAUCAUGUCAAUAGGAUGCUUAAUAUACAAGUUAUUUGGAGCUUACUCCCUUCUACCCAUCACAUCUCUAUAUAAAUAAAAUUGAUGCAGAGUGUGUGUAAGCUUUACAUUGUAUUUAAUAAUGGAGAGAUGCAAAUAAGAAGGUUUAGCUUACUGAUAGACAUUAACUUGCUGGCAAAUACUAGACCUAAAUCUAUACUAAGUAAUAUAAAAACAAAAAAAAACUUGUUUUCCUCCCGAACAAAUUGUAUUUUUUCUAUCUUACCCAGCUGUGUAUGAUAAAUACCUAUCUGAAAAAAUUAUAUUAACAUUAGUUGUAACAAUAGCUUUAGGUAACCUUUAAUUUUGUGAAUAAGAUCCACUUUUCAUUUACUUCUAUUAAU